This is a messenger RNA of Hirsutella rhossiliensis, 849 nucleotides long. Its product is annotated as methyltransferase domain-containing protein. The transcript has a single exon. The record is from RefSeq and is a predicted model, not a curated record. Bases 1 to 849 code for a protein of 282 amino acids. NCBI's taxonomy places the organism in Eukaryota, Fungi, Ascomycota, Sordariomycetes, Hypocreales, Ophiocordycipitaceae.
AUGGACCGCAAGACGGAAGCAGCAACAUACACGCACGGCCACCACGCGUCGGUGCUCCGCUCGCACCGGUGGCGCACGGCGCUCAACUCGGCGGCCUACCUGCUGCCGCAUCUCGGGCCGGGCAUGCGCGUGCUCGACGUCGGCUGCGGGCCGGGCACCAUCACCGUCGACCUGGCGGCGCACGUGAGCCCCGGCGGCAGCGUGACGGGCGUGGAGCGCGCGGGCGACGCGGUGCUGGCGCAGGCGCGCGCGCUGGCCGCCGAACGGGGCGUGGCCGACGUCGUGGCCUUUGUCGCCGGCGACGCCAACGCCCUCGCCUUUGCCGACGGCAGCUUCGACGUCGUCGUCUGCCACCAGCUGCUGCAGCACGUGCGCGACCCCGUCGCCGUCCUGGCCGAGAUGCGCCGCGUCGCCCGCCCGGACGGCGGCAUCGUCGCCGCCCGCGAGUCCGACUACGCCUCCUUUGCGUGGUACCCCGUCGACGGCCAUGACGGCGGCCUCGACGCCUGGCGACGCCUGUACCGGGCCGUGGCGCGGGCCAACGGCGGCGAGCCCGACGCCGGCCGCAUGGUGCACGCGUGGGCGCGGCGCGCGGGCUUUGCGCGCCACGCCGUCGCCAGCAGCGCCAGCACCUGGUGCUUCCGCUCGCCCGACGAGAUUGCCUGGUGGAGCGGCCUGUGGGCGGAGCGGACCGUGGCCUCGGCCUUUGCGCAGACGGCCGUCGACGCCGGGCUGGCGACCGAGGCCGACCUCGAGCGGGUGGCGGCGGCGUGGAGGCGCUGGGGCGACGACGAGGAUGCCUGGUUCACCGUGGUCCACGGCGAGGUCAUUUGUCGGAGGGAGGCGUAG